Molecule: messenger RNA, 6283 nt
Organism: Magallana angulata
Lineage: Eukaryota; Metazoa; Mollusca; Bivalvia; Ostreida; Ostreidae
Product: myosin heavy chain, striated muscle-like
Exons: 27
Coding region: 128-5959 (1943 amino acids)
Cellular component (GO): myosin complex
Molecular function (GO): cytoskeletal motor activity; actin filament binding; ATP binding
Source: RefSeq, a predicted model, not a curated record
GCUGUUCGGCAUCCAGUGGUUUGUGUUUGAGGCGUCCGGCAAACCAGACAUACUCCAUCUUUUCGCCAGAUUUCGGCCAAACUUGAGUUACACAUACGUUGGAGCUUGUUCUGCAAUUUAAGCAAACAUGGCGGCUUUCGACCCUAACGAUCCCGAUAUGAAGUACCUGGCCGUGGACAGGAAGGCCCUGAUGAAGGAGCAGACUGUCCCCUUUGACGGCAAGAAGAUGUGCUGGGUCCCCGACGAGAAGGAAGGAUUCCUGGCUGCUGAAAUCCAGUCAACCAAGGGAGACGAAAUCACUGUCAAAACCAUUGAAGGCAAUGAGAACCGCACAGUGAAGAAAGAUGACAUCCAGCAAAUGAACCCUCCAAAAUACGAGAAAAUUGAUGACAUGGCCAACAUGACUUACCUGAAUGAGGCUUCUGUGUUGCACAACUUGAGGUCCCGUUACAAGUCUAUGUUGAUCUACACCUACUCCGGUCUUUUCUGUGUGGCUGUCAACCCAUACAAACGCCUCCCCAUCUACGGCCAGGCUCUUGUUGACAAGUACCGUGGCAAGAGGAAGACCGAAAUGCCUCCUCAUUUGUACGCCGUGGCCGACAACGCUUAUCAGUUCAUGGUGCAGGAUCGCGAGAACCAGUCCAUGUUGAUUACUGGUGAGUCUGGAGCCGGUAAGACUGAGAACACUAAGAAGGUCAUCCAGUAUUUCGCCCUUGUGGCCGCUGGACAGCAAAAGAAGGAUGAAGAGGAAAAACCAAAAGAGGAAAAGAAGGGAAGCUUGGAGGACCAGAUCGUGCAGGCUAACCCCGUACUUGAGGCCUACGGAAACGCUAAGACAGUCCGUAACAACAACUCCUCCCGCUUCGGAAAAUUCGUCCGUAUUCACUUCGGCCCAACUGGAAAAAUUGCAGGAGCCGAUAUUGAAACCUACCUGCUUGAGAAAUCUCGUGUGACUUACCAACAGACUGUAGAGAGAAACUACCACAUCUUCUACCAGCUGUUGUCUAACGCCAUUCCAGAACUCAACGAGGUUCUGCUGGUCUCCCCCGACCCCGGUCUUUACAGCUUCAUUAACCAGGGAGCUCUCACUGUUGACGGCAUUGAUGACGUAGAGGAAAUGAAAAUGACCGACGAAGCUUUUGACGUCCUUGGCUUCACCAAUGAGGAGAAAACUAGCAUGUACAAAUGUACCGCCUCCAUCAUGCAUAUGGGUGAAAUGACCUUCAAACAGAAAGGUGAACAGGCUGAGGUGGACGGAACCGCUGAGCCCGAAAAGGUUGCUUUCUUGUUGGGUAUCAACGCUGGAGACUUCCUUAAAUGCUUGCUCAAGCCUAAGGUCAAGGUCGGAACCGAGUUUGUCGUCAAGGGACAGAACAAAGAGCAGGUCAUCAACUCCAUCGGUGCCUUGGCUAAGUCUCUGUACGACCGUAUGUUCAACUGGUUGGUAAAGAGAGUCAACAAGACUCUUGACACCAAGGCCAAGAGGAACUAUUACAUCGGUGUGUUGGAUAUCGCUGGUUUCGAAAUUUUUGAGUUCAACAGCUUCGAGCAGCUGUGUAUCAACUACACCAACGAGAGACUCCAGCAGUUCUUCAACCACCACAUGUUUGUCCUCGAGCAGGAAGAAUACAAGAAAGAAGGUAUUCAGUGGGAGUUCAUCGACUUCGGUAUGGACUUGGCUGCCUGUAUUGAGCUUAUUGAAAAGCCCAUGGGUAUCUUGUCCAUCCUUGAAGAGGAAUGCAUGUUCCCCAAGGCUGACGACAAGUCUUUCAAGGACAAACUGUACUCCAACCACAUGGGCAAAUCACCCAACUUUGGCAAACCAGGAAAGUCUCCCAGGCCCGGAAUCCCAGCCCCUGACUUCUCUCUGGGUCAUUACGCUGGCUCUGUGGGAUACAACAUCUCCAACUGGCUGGAGAAGAACAAGGAUCCAAUCAACGAGAACGUUGUGACUCUUCUGUCUGCUUCCAAGGAACACCUUGUAAAGGAACUCUUCCAGGCACCCCCCGUAGAAGAGGGUGGCGGCGGUAAGAAGAAGAAGAAGUCUUCUGCUUUCCAGACCAUCUCUGCUGUUCACAGGGAAUCCUUGAACAAACUGAUGAAGAACUUGUACAGCACUCACCCUCAUUUUGUGCGUUGUAUCAUUCCCAACGAAAUGAAACAGUCCGGCAUGAUCGAUGCCGCCCUGGUCCUGAACCAGCUCCAAUGUAACGGUGUACUUGAGGGUAUCAGAAUUUGUCGUAAAGGAUUCCCCAGCAGAGUCAUCUACUCUGAAUUCAAACAGAGAUAUUCCAUCUUGGCUCCCAAUGCUGUUCCACAAGGCUUCGUUGAUGGCAAGGCCGUCUCUGAAAAGGUUCUGCUUGCUCUGCAACUCGACCCCGCAGAGUACCGUCUUGGUAACACCAAGGUCUUCUUCAAAGCCGGUGUACUCGGUAUGCUUGAGGAAAUGCGUGACGAACGCUUGUCCGCCAUUAUUUCUGGAUUCCAGGCUCACAUCAGAGGUUAUCUGAUGCGCAAACAGUACAAGAAGCUGCAGGACCAGAGAACUGCUCUUGCCAUGAUCCAGAGAAACAUCCGUAAAUGGCUCGUUUUGAGAAACUGGCAGUGGUGGAAACUGUACGCCAAGGUCAAGCCAAUGUUGAACGUUGCCCGUGCUGAGGAAGAGAUGAAGAAGAAAUUGGAAGAAAUGCACAAGAUGGAAGAGGAACUUAAGAAAACCUCUGAAAUCAAGAAGAAGCUCGAGGAACAGAACGUUGAUUUGAUGGAACAGAAGAACAGAAUCUACAUUGAACUCCAAGCCGAGCAGGACAGAAUCGCUGAAUUUGAGGAGCGACUUGAGAAAUUCAUUACAGACAAAGCUGAGAUGGAGAGCCAGCUUAAGGAAUACGAGGAUCGUCUCCUUGAUGAGGAAGACGCUGCCGCCGAGCUUGAGGGCAUCAAAAAGAAGAUGGAGGCUGAAAAUGAUGAGUUGAAGAAAGACAUUGAGGAUCUGGAGACCACCCUUGCCAAGGCUGAGCAAGAGAAACAAACCAAAGACAACCAGAUUAAGACCCUCACCGAUGAGAUGCAGCAACAGGAUGAACAGAUUGCUAAGCUCAACAAAGACAAGAAGGCUAUGGAUGAGGCUCACAAGAAGACCCUCGCCGACCUGCAGGCCGAGGAAGACAAGUGCAAUCACCUCAACAAACUCAAGCAGAAACUUGAACAGACUCUUGAUGAGAUGGAAGACAACUUGGAGCGCGAGAAGAAGAUCCGUGGAGAUGUUGAGAAGGCCAAGCGCAAGCUUGAGCAGGACCUUAAAUCCACACAGGGUGCUGUUGAAGAUCUUGAGCGUGUCAAGAGAGAGCUUGAGGAGGCAGGAAAGAAGAAGGACAACGAGAUCAACAGCCUCAACUCUCGCAUUGAGGAUGAACAGGGCAUCAACGCCGGUCUCCAGCGCAAGAUCAAGGAGUUGAACGCCAGAAUCGAGGAACUUGAAGAGGAACUCGAGGCUGAGCGUGCCGCCAGAGCCAAGGCCGAGAAACAGAGAAUUGAGCUCGGACGUGAGCUGGACGAGUUGAGCGAGCGUCUGGAUGAGGCUGGUGGUGCAACAGCAGCUCAGAUCGACCUCAACAAAAAGAGAGAACAGGAAUUGUUGAAACUGCGUCGCGACCUGGAGGAGCAGACUUUGGCUGGCGAGGCACAGGUCGCUGCUCUCCGCAAGAAGCAGCAGGAUAUGUCCAACGAGAUGGCUGACCAAAUCGACCAGCUCAACAAAGCCAAGGCUAAACUGGAGAAGGAUAAGAAAGAUUUGAAACGUGAGCUUGAUGACAUGCAAAGUCAGCUCCAACAUGUCAUUAAGCAGAAGCAAUCUGCCGAGAAGGUAUCCAAACAGCUUGAAAGCCAACUUUCCGAGGCCAACUCAAGAAUUGAUGAAGCCAACAGAAUCAUCGCUGACCUCAAUUCAGGCAAAUCCAGGCUUCAAAGCGAGGCUGCCGAUCUUACUCGCCAGUUGGAAGAGGCCGAGAGCCGUGUUGGUCAACUGACCAAGGAGAAAUCUUCUCUUGCUUCUCAGCUGGAUGAGGCUAAACGCUCAAUUGAAGAGGAAUCAAGAAUCCGCCAGAAAAUGCAGUCCGAAGUCCGAAAUCUCACCGCCGACUUGGACUCUCUCCGCGAACAGUUCGAGGAAGAGCAAGAGUCCAAGGCUGAAGUCCAACGCCAGCUCAGCAAAGCCCACAACGAGGUUCAGAUGUGGCGCUCCAAGUGCGAGAGCGGUGGUGGUGCCAGCGCCGAGGCUGUUGAGGAGUUGAGACGCCGUAUGCAGGCUAAACUGAAUGAGGCCGAGCAGAAUCUUGAGGCUGCUAAUGCCAAGAUCAGUCAACUCGAGAAGGUCAAACUCCGCAUGGGACAGGAGAUGGAAGACCUGGUUAUUGAAGUUGAAAGAGCCAACUCCAAUGCAAACAACUUGGAGAAGAAACAGAGAGCUUACGACAAGACCGUCCAGGAAUGGCAGAGCAAGGUGAAGAGUCUGGAAAUUGAGAUUGACAACGCCCACAAAGAAACCCGCAGCUUCUCUGCUGAAACCUUCAGACUGAAGGCUCAGUUCGAGGAAUCCGUCGACACCAUUGAGUCCCUCAGACGCGAGAACAAGAAUCUCGCCGACGAGAUCCACGAACUCACCGACCAACUCAGUGAGGGCGGAAGAAGUGUGCACGAGGUCGAGAAGGCCAAGCGCCGUCUUGAGAUGGAAAAAGAGGAGCUCCAGGCUGCUCUGGAAGAGGCUGAAAGCUCUCUUGAGCAGGAGGAAGCUAAAGUCAUGCGUGCUCAACUUGAGAUCGCCACUGUCAGAACCGAGAUUGACAGACGUCUCCAAGAGAAAGAAGAGGAAUUCGACAACACCAGACGCAACCACCAGCGUGCCCUUGAUUCCAUGCAAGCUAGUCUGGAGGCUGAGGCCAAGGGUAAGGCUGAGGCCAUGAGGAUCAGGAAGAAGCUGGAGCAAGACAUUAACGAAUUGGAGGUCGCCCUUGAUGCCGCCAACCGCGCCAAGGCUGAUCUGGAGAAGAACGUCAAACGCUACCAGCAGCAGAUCAGAGAAAUGCAAGUCUCCAUUGAAGAUGAGCAGCGUUCCCAUAGCGAAGCACGUGAAGCCUACGCCAUGUCUGAGCGCCGCUGCAUGAUUCUGCAGGGUGAGGUAGAGGAGAUGCGUUCCUCUAUUGAAUCCGCUGAAAGAGCAAGAAAAUCCGCUGAGACUGAGCUGCACGAGGCUAAUGACCGUGUCAAUGAGCUCGCUGCUCAGGUCACCUCCCUGCAGGCACAGAAGAGAAAGCUGGAGGGAGACGUCCAGGCAAUGCAGACCGAUCUUGAGGAGAUGAACAAUGAAAUCAGAGCUGCUGAUGACAAGGCCAAGAAAGCAAUGGCCGAGGCCGGCCAUCUUGCUGAGGAACUCCGCGCCGAGCAGGAACACAGCAACCAAAUCGAGAAAUUCCGCAAGGGACUCGAACACCAAAUCAAGGAACUCCAGGUCCGCUUGGACGAGGCCGAGGCAUCCGCCCUCAAGGGAGGCAAGAAGAUGAUUGCCAAGCUCGAGAACAGAGUGAGAGAACUCGAGAGCGAGUUGGACAGCGAACAGCGCCGUCACGCUGAGACCCAGAAGAACGCUCGCAAGGCCGACCGCCGCCUCAAAGAACUUGCCUUCCAGGCUGAUGAGGACAAAAAGAACCAGGAACGCCUCCAGGAGCUCAUUGAGAAACUGCAGUCAAAGGUCCUCACCUACAAGCGCCAAGUGGAGGAAGCCGAGGAAAUUGCCGCCGUCAACCUGGCUAAAUACCGCAAGGUACAGCACGAGCUUGAAGACGCCGAGGAGCGCGCCGACAGCGCCGAGACCUCCAUGUCCAAACUGCGCGCCAAGAGCCGCAGCUCCACCUCUGUACAGAGGACCACCACCGUUUCCUCCAAAUCCAUGUCCAGAAUCGAAUAAACGAAUCUCGGACCAUAGGAAAGGACUCUCAAUGAAAGCCCCUUACCAAACACCCGUUCAACGAGGAACAAUCGGAAGGCGUAACAUCUCUCUCCUUCUUCUGUCGCAAACAUGCUCCGCAAGGAGCCGUGAAAUUCGUCCAACAGCGAAUUGAUGUGUUGUUUGUGAUUUAGACAAUUAACUAUUUAUUGUGUGUUAUUUAUUGACUGAUUGUUCCGUCUUUGGACAACGAUCAUCAAAACGGAAUAGCAGCCAAUCAGAUGCGGCUGUUCUGUUUUGUGAUACUUACAGUAAAUAAAUUAUUGUAUUGUAUCUGCAAUCAAA